Pocillopora damicornis (cauliflower coral) is the source of this 1912-nucleotide messenger RNA. Its product is annotated as vacuolar fusion protein CCZ1 homolog. The record is from RefSeq and is a predicted model, not a curated record. Lineage: Eukaryota; Metazoa; Cnidaria; Anthozoa; Scleractinia; Pocilloporidae. Gene Ontology annotation, biological process: vesicle-mediated transport. Gene Ontology annotation, cellular component: Mon1-Ccz1 complex; intracellular membrane-bounded organelle.
AGAAAUCCAAAAUGGCAUCCAUGAAAACAUCUCCAAGUCUGGUCAAUUUCUUUAUUUACAAUUCCACUUUUGGACCUAAGGAAGGAAUGGAAAAGGAAAAGAUAAUUCUCUACAUCCCGACUGGUGAAGAACUAGACAAGAAAAUAAAAAACAUUGGCCUUUGUGAAGCAUUGGUUAAGUUCACUGAGACAUUCUCACCAGAAAAACCCUGCAACUCUUUGCACACACAGAAAACAAGACAGGUCUUCUUUGAAGCAGAACCAGAAUUCUGGAUGAUCAUGACAGUGAGCAUUCCCUUCAGUGAGAAGAUGACUAAGGAUGGCAAGAUGUUUGUUGAAUAUCAUGAUGAAGAUGUUUUGGAUUCUGUGCUAGAUGGUGUUUUAAAACAGGCAUACAAAAUGUUUAAGCUUUUCAAUGGCACAUUCUCCUACAUUUUGAAGACCUACAACAUUGAAGCUCUAUGUAAGAGAUUGGAGCAUUUUUAUACCUCUUAUUUACAGACCCUCAACUUCUCUCAGUUUAACCUUUUGGAUGUCUUUUCUGGGAUCAAUUUUCUACCAUUAGAUAAAAACACCUUUUUAAGGAUACAAUCUUUUAUCAAUGUGAUUGAACAUACAUUCAGCCAAGUAAGAUAUACAUCCUUCCUUUAUUCUGAAAAACUGGUCUGGAGUGGUCUUGAGCAGGAAGACAUGCGUAUCCUUUACAAGUACUUGGUGACAAGUUUGUUUCCUUCCACAAUAGACUUAGAGAGUAUGGAAAAUCCAAGAUCUCAAGGAUAUGUUAUAGUUCAACCCAAGCCUCACCAUGGAAGGUUCAUAACAGGUCCCACUGAAUUGGAUGACGUUCCAAUACCAAGAACCCCACCAAAGAUAUUUGUUAACACAGAUUCUGAACAAGAAGAACUUAUAUUAGUGGUGUACAAGGCGCUUGAAGCAACAAUAUGCCUGAUGAUCUCUGGUUCAUACCCAACUCUAGACUUUUUUAGGAAGAUUGACAACUUUAUUGGCCCUCAACUUACCACACUGGCCAAUAUUAUUGGUGAGCAAAGUGCCAAGAAACAGCAAAGCUCAGACCAACAAUAUCGCUAUCUGUACUUCAACCACAUGAACUUGGCUCAGAAGUCAUCUGUUCACUCCAAAAAGUCAUCACUUCCAUGUGUUGCACCUGAGAUAAUGAGGCUUAUGGGUGACAUAAGUGCUGACUUUGCAAGUUUUCAGGAGGAUGGUGAAACAUUUGUGAAAACAAUGUCAGAUUGCUGGAUUGUGGGAAGAAAAUCUGACCAACGAGAAUUAUUCGUGAUCUUGAAUCAAAAGAGUGCAAACCUCAUAGAGAUUGAUGAGGAAGUUAAAAGAUUGGGCAUCACACAAUUUAACAACAUCUUCUUCCUGGACUAGCAUGAAGAAAAACAGUGGUACUGCAGGCAAAAAACAUAUAGUGGCUGUCUCAGGGUAAAAUGGUCACUCAAAAUAGAUUAUCUAGUAAACAAGAUGUGGGCUGACCUCCCUUUCUGGACAGGGAAAUGUCACUCUGUCAAUGAAACGGUAGAAUAGUUGGGAUCUUGGCAUGAAAUGGAACAAAAUUUUUUAUCAAAAUUGCAGGAAUGGGAAUGGAAGUCUAAUGGCUUUAAAAAAACAGCAAUUUCUAAUAGGAAGAAGGACAUAUCCAAAAAAGUAUGAAAUUAAUUUAGUGAAACAAAUUUAAGAAUAAAAGUUUUGAAAUAUGCUUUCCUCUAUUUUCUCUUUUCUGUGGUGUAGAUGUUAGUAAAUCAAAUGUAAAUGUAAGUGAAUUACAAUUAUUGGAAGAGGAAAUUUUUCGAAUAUUGUUAUUAUGUUGUAUUUAACAAUUGGCUCAUACAUUGGCAUGCAUUCAUUGAGAUAUGAAGCAAGCAGGAAGUUUGAAGAGCACAAAAGAU